This is a messenger RNA of Syngnathus acus (greater pipefish), 1958 nucleotides long. RefSeq names its product coiled-coil domain containing 61 (gene ccdc61). The coding region runs from base 231 to 1724 and encodes 497 amino acids. Lineage: Eukaryota; Metazoa; Chordata; Actinopteri; Syngnathiformes; Syngnathidae. Gene Ontology annotation, cellular component: centrosome. The record is from RefSeq and is a predicted model, not a curated record. The transcript is spliced from 13 exons.
CAAACAGAAGAAGAAGAAUUAAACGUUUCCCGGUAGUUGAAGCGCCUCGGGUCUUCCUUUAGGUGGCUCACAGUUUUUUUUGGACCCGGAGCAAAGUACCAAGAAAGCAGAGUUCAAUGCCAUUUAAUUGUAUCGUCAUCCAGUCAACACACCGUGAUGUUUUCCCAACAUUAGCCGUUUACGGACGACUAGCGACUUCAAGACGCACCGUUGAAACUAAAGACUGAAAAAUGGAGGAGGGCUUGGAGGUGAUGGAGAAUAUUGUGUUCCGAGGAGUGGAAUUUGCCGUGAAGGUGGAAGUGGAUAAGGGCGUGCUGCUGGUGGAAAUUUCAGAUUCAAAGACGGCAGAUCAGUGGAAGGGAGAAUUUGAUCCGCCGUACAUCGAAGACCUCACACGCAAAACGGGCAACUUCAAACAGUUCCCCAUUUUUUGUAGCAUGUUGGAAUCCGCCGUGAGAAAGACAAGUGAUUCUGUCACACUCGACUUGUUGACCUAUGCGGACCUGGAGCUUCUGCGGAACAGGAAAGCCGGAGUGGUCGGUCGCCCUCGGGGCCAUCCGCAGUCGUCUGCUCUUACCGCCAAACGUUACCUUAUUCUCAUCUACACGGUGGAGUUUGACAGGAUACACUACCCUUUACCGCUGCCAUACAUCGGAAAGCCGGAUCCGGCCGCCUUGCAGAAGGAGAUCAGGAGCCUUAGGGCGGAGCUAAGCGCGCUCACCUCUCAAGGAGUUGGCAAGUCUGCGGAGCUCGAAAUCCAACGCUUACGAGCGGAGCUAGCUCUGAUGAAGGAGGAGAAAGAGGCCAUCGCCAAAGUCCUGGAGCGAUUGCAGCUCAGCGGAAGCGUUCCUACGCCCGGCGGUCCUCAAGACUGGAGGGCUCGGGACGUGGUGAGGACCUUGGAGGAGCAGCUGCUCAAGGAGAGGGCCAAGAGUCAGCGCUCGGCCACCAAACGAUGCCAGGAGCAGCAACUGCUGAUGGAGCAGCUGGAUGAACUGAGGGCCUCGGAGUGCACGCUCCGCCUUCAUGUCAAAAGUCUGACUAAUGAACUGGCUCUGCUACGCAGAAGCAGAGGGACGCCCACUUCCGCAUGUGGGGAGAUCUAUCGUUCGCACAACCCUGUCAGGGGUCGCUCGGGAUCCAGAGAACGCAGAGGCGACAGAGUGCAAAGGUCAACGGAAAGAGGGAGACGAGCAGACUCGACAGGGACGCGUUCUGUCGUACGAAGGCCGUCACCUUCUCCCGCUGGGUCUCGAGCACCUCGUUUUGAUCCAACUGCUUACAUCCAGGACAAACAGCGCCGACUAAGAGAAUCCGAACUCAAAAAACAGUUAAAGGUGCGGCGGGACUUAAUGAUGUCACCAUCACUGAUACCUGAACGAGGCCGUUCCCGCUCCAGAGAGGCUUGUCCUCAGUUGAGUCGCACCGGCAGCCGAGGAAGGAGUUUGUCUAUAGAGCGGCAAAGAAGCAGGAACUCCUCCGAGAGCUCCUUAGUGGAUAUGGAGGAGAUGACCAAAGCGCUGCUCAGAGGAAGAAAACAGACAUUCAAUGGCCCCAGUACGUCCAGAGGGAACCUGAUAGCCGGCAAGCCCUUAAGCAGCACUCCAACAUACAGGAUGAAGGACAGAGAGAGCUCCAUCGACACAGGCGCGGAGCUGUCGGAAAUAGACGCCAGGCUUCAGGCCCUGCAGGAGUACAUGAGGGACUUGGACACAGGACAUUGACAGAUGGUGCAGCUUGCAGCGCAACAAAGCUCAUGUGUUGGACUUAUGAACUGAGCAGCGUUUUUUUUAUUUCUUAGUCCUCUGCAUGGACCAGAAGCAUUCCAGACAGGACCUCAAACUUCAGGAAAUGAAAACAAUCACUGUAAAAUUCAAGAAUAUUUUUACAUGAGUGUUUUCAAUAUUUUUAUUAAUUUAAAAUAUCGCUGUGAAUAAAUGUGGUUGUAUUCUAAACAA